Messenger RNA from Choloepus didactylus (southern two-toed sloth), 4394 nucleotides. It is a transcript of the gene IGSF11, whose product is annotated as immunoglobulin superfamily member 11. The record is from RefSeq and is a predicted model, not a curated record. Bases 334 to 1632 code for a protein of 432 amino acids. The transcript has 7 exons. Lineage: Eukaryota; Metazoa; Chordata; Mammalia; Pilosa; Megalonychidae. Gene Ontology annotation, biological process: homophilic cell-cell adhesion. Gene Ontology annotation, molecular function: ionotropic glutamate receptor binding. Gene Ontology annotation, cellular component: cell-cell junction.
UGGGCGUGAGUUGCCGGGAGUGACUCCCCGAGCGGUGCGAGGGGCCGGCGGAUCCUGGGGCAGCGCGAGGUGGCCGUGGCGCUGCUGGGCGCGGCCAGCAAGCCCAGGACGCUUCUGGUCUCCGCUCAGCGUCGGCGGAGCCGGCUGCCGCGGGAGCUGCACUUGCUCCCUGGUCUACCAGUCCUACGGUCCCAGCCCCGCCCGGCGAACUGCGGCCGGGCGGCGGGUCUGGGAGGACCCGGCUGCCCGGAGAGCGCCGAGAGCCCAGCCCGCGCCUCCGCUGCCGCGACAAGGAGCCGGCCGGGCGCCGGGCACCUUCCCUGUGGCCCGGGGAUGACUUCUCCGGGCUCCCCUCUGGCGCCUUUGCUGCUCCUUUCUCUCCACGGUGUCGCAGCUUCCCUGGAAGUCUCAGAGAGUCCUGGGAGUAUCCAAGUGGCCCGGAGUCAGACAGCAGUACUGCCCUGUACCUUCACCACUAGUGCUGCCCUCGUUAACCUCAAUGUCAUUUGGAUGGUCAUUCCACUCUCCAAUGCUAACCAACCUGAACAGGUCAUUCUGUAUCAGGGUGGACAGAUGUUUGACGGUGCCCCCCGGUUCCAUGGUAGGGUAGGAUUUACAGGCACCAUGCCAGCCACCAAUGUCUCCAUCUUCAUUAAUAACACUCAGCUAUCAGACACAGGCACCUACCAGUGUUUGGUCAACAACCUUCCUGACAGAGGGGGCAGGAACAUUGGGGUCACUGGUCUUACAGUGUUAGUUCCCCCUUCUGCCCCACACUGCCAAAUCCAAGGAUCCCAAGAUAUUGGUAGUGAUGUCAUCCUGCUCUGUAGCUCAGAGGAAGGUAUUCCUCGACCAACUUAUCUCUGGGAGAAGUUAGACAAUACCCUCAAACUACCUCCAACAGCCACUCAGGACCAGGUCCAGGGAACAGUCACCAUCCGGAACAUCAGCGCUCUGUCUUCAGGUUUGUAUCAGUGCGUAGCUUCUAACGCCAUUGGAACCAGCACCUGUCUUUUGGAUCUCCAGGUUAUUUCACCGCAGCCCAGGAACAUUGGACUAAUAGCUGGAGCCAUUGGUACUGGUGCAGUUAUUAUCAUUUUUUGCAUUGCACUGAUUUUAGGGGCAUUCUUUUAUUGGAGAAGCAAAAAUAAAGAGGAGGAGGAAGAAGAAAUUCCUAAUGAAAUAAGAGAGGAUGAUCUUCCGCCUAAAUGUUCUUCUUCUGCCAAAGCAUUUCACACCGAGAUAUCCUCCUCAGAGAACAACACAAUGACCUCUUCCAAUACCUACAACAGUCGAUACUGGAGCAAGAAUCCAAAAGCUCACGGAACCACAGAGACGUUCACCCACUUUAAUGACCUGCGCCAGUCUUUCUCCGUCCACUCAGGCAAUGCCAAUAUAACAUCCAUCUAUGCUAAUGGGAACCACCUGGUUCCAACUCCACAUAAGACUUUGGUAGUGACAGCUAACAGAGGGUCCCCGCCACAGGUCAUGCCUAAGAGCAAUGGCUCAGUCAGCAGGAAGCCUCGGCCUCAGCAUACACACUCCUACACCGUGAGCCAAGCAACACUGGAGCGAAUUGGUGCCAUACCCGUCAUGGUGCCAGCCCAGAGUCGGGCUGGGUCCCUGGUAUAGGACAUGAGGGCAUAUAGUGUUGAGAAAAAAAUAAAUGGAAUGCCCCCAUAUGAUGGGGAGUGAGGUGGGGCAAGUGCUAGAAAAGAAACACUUUACUUAUUAUUAUAUUAGUAAAAAGCACCAAGAAGAAGAAAUGCUAUUACUUGGCCACUAAGAUUUGUAACAGGGACUGGAUUACCCCAUCAUGAAGAUUUCUUUCCUCCACCACAGAUUUCUUGGGAUUCUAUUCAAACGCUGGAUCUCAAAGAUGUGCCAAGCCAAGGAAGAAGGUAUAAGAUCGGAUUAGCACUUAAAACCCAAACUGCCAUCCAGAUGGGCUUGUUCCUUAAUCCAUGACUAACUUUAUGUUAUUUUUUUUUCUAGAGACUAAAGUGCCAGAUGGUGUUUAAAUAAUGAAAUUAUUUAAAAAGAUAGGUAUCUUUAGGAAAAAAUAAUGAGCAAGCCUGUAAUAUGUUCUGUUUCUCCCCAUUCCCUCAUUAUUUUGAGGGUGUAAUGGCAUAAAUGGUUCAUACUGGUCCCCACAAGGCUGGGUCUUGUAUCAUAGAAUCAAAUUUUUUACAUAAACAAAACCCAGUAAGAAAUGGGGAAAAACAAAGGAAAUUUCUUUGGGAAGUCCCUUCAUAUUUAUUUAUUUAUCUCUUCCUGAACCAUGAAUUUCAUAUUUGGAAUAUUGCUGUAUUGACAGAUUCUUGCCUGUCUACUUUUUUCUAGGAUCUGUUACAGGUCCAUGGCAAUUACUGUUCAUUAUUUUGUGGAAAAAUAUUUUUUUAAAAGAAAACUCUUGUUGUCAUUUUAAUACAUGAGGGAAAUUGGGUUAGGAAAGAAAAGACCAUCGUUUAACACCACGUUCAGUGAUUCUGUUGGAUGAUCCCAGCAGGAGGUCUGUCUCUGGAGAGCGAGGCUGUGGCUAAGGGACCUCUGCAGCCCUGAGCAGCCAUUCAGAGCAGGGCUGCUCAGGUCUCCCUUGUUAUCACACUAGGUUACUUAAUGAGGAUAACAUCUGAUGCCUCUUGCACAGCGGUAGAUAACUUUCUCCUUGUUUGACAAGUAGAGGUUAGUUGGUUGUGGCCAGGAGGACAGGAGUUGUUUUGUUUUUGUUUUUCCAAAAGAGAUAAGACCAAGACAAAAGGAGUGUUUUCAGGUGUGCUACUGGGAAGGUCUGCCCUUUGUCUGAGACAGCUCAGUGUUGCAGUUUUGCACAGGGUUUUGUUCAAAUGUAUUUUACACCACUCUAAAAAAAAAGACUCCUUUUGUGAUUAAUUACCUGGCUCGUCUGGCCUUGCAGUUCAUCAAAUAAUUUACCAGAUCACUAUAUUUUGUGCUAUGUAGAUCUGGCCAUACUUGUGUUGGUGAUUACCUCACCUUAAUCACACUUGAAGCAACCACAAAUGAUUUCUUCCCAGAUUUAUCUCUUAAAUUAUGAUACUGACCCUAUGAUCAGUGUCUUCUCUUUCCCACAUAUGUCCUUUAACACUUUCUUCCCUCCAUGCUUUUUGCCCUUUUUACCUGCAAGCAUAGUCAUCAUAGGGAGUGGUCUCCUGAUUUUUGGACUUAAUUGAAUAAAUACAAGACAACAGCUGUGCAUGCACUGAUUUUUCCAAGAAGGCCAAACUCAGAACCUAACCAUUGCAACCAUUUAAAUGUUGGUAAAUGCUGAAUUUACUUUAGUAUUACUUAUUUUUUUGCAUUUGAUGGUUCUUGACUUUGUAAAAACUUAAAUAAAUGAAUGUCUAUACUUUUUAUAAAGAAGUGAAGAUACUAUGACACAGAAAAGAUAUUAUCAGAUGUUGUUUAGAAAGCAUUUAUCUUGCAUUUCUUUAUUCUUUCUAAUUAUCUAAAAUUCAAUAAAAAUUUAUUCAUAUAAAACAAGUUGUCAUUAAUUAUCAUAAUGCUGACGAAUAUAUGAUUUUGUAUUUAGUGUUCCCUUUAAUGCAGUAAGCAGUUUUCCAUGUUGUUAAAUAGUAUUCAUAAUCAUUUUAAUGACCAUAUAGUAUUCCAAAAUAUCCUUUCUCCUAUUCUUAGUGAUUUGAUUCCAGUUCUCACAUGUGUUACUGAAGAUGUGAUGACCCUCUUCCUACACUGAAGUAUUUUCAUAUUUCCUAGUCUGAAGGUGGAGUCCAUGCCUACCAUUUUCACCAUUGAAUUUCCAUUGCCUAGCACAGUGCCAAGUAUGGGUGUUGAUUAGAUAAAUGACUGAUGAUUCCUGUUCAAGUAUUGAGCACAAUUAUAGACCUUGAUAUACAUUAGAUCAUUACUUUUAUUUAACUUUUUAUUUUUAGGUAAUUAUAUGUUUACGUGAAGUUGUAAGAAGCAAUACAGAGAGAUCCCAUGUACCCUUCACUCAUUUUCCCCAAUGGUAACGUUUUGCAUAGUAUCACAAAUUGACAUGGAAAUAAGCCAUUGACCUUAUUCAGAUUUCAUGAUUUUACCAGUUGUACAUGUACUCUGUGUGUGUGUGUGUGUGUGUGUGUGUGUGUGUGUGUGUUUUCUGUGUAGUUUUAUCACAUACAGAUUGGUAUGCCUACCACGGUCAAGGUACAGGAGUCCUUGUGUUGCCCUUUUAUAGCCACAGCCAUCUCCCUCCAUCUACCCCUAAUCCCUGGCAAUCAUUGACAUGUGAAAUCCAUCCAAAUUGUUGCAUAUAUCAAUAAUUUGUUCCUUUAUAUUUCUGGGUAGUAUUCCAUGGUAUGGAUGUACUACAGUUUGUUUAACCAUUCACGUGUUGAAGGACAUUUAGGUUGUUUCCAGUUUUUGACUAUUAU